Messenger RNA from Suillus clintonianus, 1814 nucleotides. RefSeq names its product phosphoesterase family-domain-containing protein. Gene Ontology annotation, molecular function: hydrolase activity, acting on ester bonds. The record is from RefSeq and is a predicted model, not a curated record. Lineage: Eukaryota; Fungi; Basidiomycota; Agaricomycetes; Boletales; Suillaceae. Gene Ontology annotation, biological process: phospholipid catabolic process. The coding region runs from base 399 to 1694 and encodes 431 amino acids. The transcript is spliced from 7 exons.
UCAUGAUUUCACCACGUUCGUUACUGAACUUCAUUCUUCCUUAAUCCUUAUGACCUCGGUCCAUUCGCACUACGGCUACAGUGUCCUGAACGACGACAGGAUUCAACGAACCAAUGAUCUUCCGAGGUACGGUCACAACCGUGAAAAGAGUGAUAAUAACAUGGUCUAAAAUCUGCAGCCUCGAACGUUUCUUACUAGUUACUGGUUGAUGGACCGUUCAUGGGCACAUGACGAACGCCUUCCACUCGGAGUCGGAGAACCCAGGAUCCCACGCAAUAAAACGUUCACAGGCGCAUCAUAAUCACUUCAGAGUUUUGAGAGCCUAUAAGUAUCGCGGUGCAGAUGAACGGUUGAACUUGCCCUCCCGUGCCUCCAUCCUGACGUGACAAGUUCUAAGUAUGAUUGCGUCGUCAGCCAUCGCCCUUGCUGUCCUUGCCAGAACUGCAUCAGCAGCAGUCGCAUCGAGCUUCACUGCUCCAGCUCCUGCACCGACUUCUCAAUCUUCUUUUUACACUGGUAUUGCAAACUCCACCAUUACCAACUCGCCCAAUGUUCCCGGACAGGUGUUCGACCGCUUCAUUCAGAUAUGGUUGGAGAAUACGGACUACGCCCAGGCAGCUAGUCAAGGAGUCUUCCAGACCCUCGCUACUCAGGGCAUUACCUUGAGUGGGUACUACGGCGUAACCCACCCGAGUGAGCCAAACUACCUCGCCGUGGUUGGUGGCGACUUCUGGGGUCUUGCUAGUGACGUAUUGGAGCAAGUGCCCACUAACAUGUCCACUGUUGUGGACUUACUCGACCAGAAGAACAUUAGCUGGGCGACUUACCAGGAAAAUAUGCCCACGGAUGGGUAUGGGGGAUACAACUAUACGAAUCAAGCCGAUGGAUAUACCUAUUACGUGCGCAAGCACAACCCAUUGGUCAUCUACGACUCCGUAGCGAACAUUUCCACGAGAGCGGCGCGUAUCAGGAACUUCAAUGACUUUGCUGUCGAUGUUGGCAAUAAUUCCCUUUCUCAGUGGAUUUUCAUUACUCCGAACCUCCGCAACGAUGGUCACGAUACUAGUGUUGGAUAUGCCGCUUCCUGGGUUAGCUAUUGGCUCUUGCCCUUGCUCAACGACCCAAACUUCAACACCGCUAAGACGCUCAUCAUGAUCACCUUCGACGAAAACGAAACAUAUACCGUUGGUAACAACGUAUACAGCCUUCUCCUGGGUGGAGUUAUCCCCCAGAACAUGAGAAACACCACUGAUCCAACGUUCUACACACAUUAUUCGACAAUUUCAACUGUCGAGAACAACUGGGACCUCGGUAACCUCGGUCGUCAGGAUACUAACAAGACGGUAGCUAACGUUUUCAACCUCGUUGCUUCGGUCACCUCGUAUAAGAACAACAACCUCACUGCUUCCUCUCCCUCCCUCCCCCAGCUGAACAUUACUGGGACUAUCCCAGGACCGUUGAACCCUGACUACUACGUCCCCUAUUUAGCACCCAACACGGCCGGUACUGGCGGUGGCAGUGGAAAGACCUUUGUUGCUCCUAACGUCAACACGUCAUUGACCUCGGCCAAUGCUCCUGCACCAGUCAAUAUAUCUGCACCUACAACCACCAGCUCUGCUGCUGGUCUGACGAGCAAUGCGCGCAGCAUGAUAGUUGCAGUUGCUGUCGCUGUUGUCGCUGCAAUGUCACUCUAGUGGAUGUAGUUAUUUAGUGUUGCAGUAAAGUUUAUCCGCAUUGUACUAUCCACUUUUUUUAGUGUUUGGGUCAAGUUUGGGUGGCACAGUGCGUCGGGAAAAUCGACACAGAACAUUACU